UGAACGGCCGUUACUGCGAACGGCUGGCUUUUAGAGCCAAAUUAGCGGCCUAUGCGACCAGUAUCUGUGGUCCAAGGGGCCGGGUCUGACCCACGGCGAGCGAUGACAAGAACAGCAGAGACAAGGGAACGAAAGACGCGAAUAGUGAAAGAGGCAUGUAGCACAAUAAAAAGACAAUAGUACAAUGAAAACCGGCCGGGCGGGUCGGAGGUCAAUCCGCGUCCCGUCAUCUCUAAAUGUCCCCAAUAGACGUGCCAUGACUGGUCAAUGGGUCUAUUUCCGGGUGGAGCUCGACUUUGAUUCUGCGAGUGUACGGCCUUCAGAAAGAAGAUCGUCGUCUGACCACCCCCAGGAAGUCAAUGCCCCUGCGGUGUAUGGUUGCAGGUUUGCAGAGAAAAAGAGGACCGGUGGAUGGGAUGCACAAGGCGGCCAGGCAGACUGUGAGAGAACAAGGAAGGCCACCUAACUAAAACUGCUCUACUCGGGGAAAUGGUAUCAUCAUCAUCAUCAUCACCAUCAGACGAUCGUGAGCAAUUUCGUGCAACCAAGGGACUGUCCGAUACCGUGCAGAACCACAAAUCAUAAUUGGGGUCGAACUGCAAUCAAUCAUUGGAUGUUCUCCAGCUAGACCGGCGGCCGUCAUCCCCCGGUCGCCUCCACCAUCCAAGCUCCCGACAACCAAUCGAAGGCGCGUGCAACGCAUACUGAGCAGGACACUAACUCAAUUAAGUCCAUAUUAAACCCAAGCAUUCCCGGCCGCCCCGACCUCUCAUGACGGGUGAGGUCGAGCCCCGAUUCGCACACCUCUGCCAGGCUAGUCCUGCCUGCUUGCAGUAGUCUCCUGCGCACUGCAUUUCCUCGGUUCUUAUUCCAGUCAGCCGUGCCGCAGUGCAUUUUGUCCCCAAACUCUAAUAGGCACUUGUAGGCUUCUGUCCAUACACCCCGACCCUGUUGU
Messenger RNA from Aspergillus eucalypticola CBS 122712, 955 nucleotides. RefSeq lists its product as uncharacterized. The transcript has a single exon. Bases 185 to 466 code for a protein of 93 amino acids. Lineage: Eukaryota; Fungi; Ascomycota; Eurotiomycetes; Eurotiales; Aspergillaceae. The record is from RefSeq and is a predicted model, not a curated record.